Molecule: messenger RNA, 1074 nt
Organism: Trichoderma virens Gv29-8
Lineage: Eukaryota; Fungi; Ascomycota; Sordariomycetes; Hypocreales; Hypocreaceae
Exons: 1
Coding region: 1-1074 (357 amino acids)
Biological process (GO): mRNA splicing, via spliceosome
Cellular component (GO): post-mRNA release spliceosomal complex; U2-type spliceosomal complex
Source: RefSeq, a predicted model, not a curated record
AUGCAGGGCUUCAACAUGGGACGCUACGUCCCGCCGGACCUCGAAGGCACCACAUCAGGCAACAAGCUCAACAAGAAGCAUCCCCUCGGCAACCGCGCCUCCAAGCUGGCGUCGCACGGCAUCCUGACCGUGCGCUUCGAGAUGCCCUUCCCCGUCUGGUGCGCGCACUGCCCCAAGCCCACAAUCAUCGGCCAGGGCGUGCGCUUCAACGCCGAGAAGAAGCGCGCGGGCAACUACUACACGACGCCGAUAUGGAGCUUCCGGUUCCGCCAUACCGAGUGCGGCGGGUGGAUUGAGAUGCGCACCGAUCCGAAGAACACGGCGUAUGUUGUUGUUGAGGGGGGCACGAAGCGGGAUACUGGUGGUGGUGAUGGUCAUGAUGCGGAUGGGCCUAUCUUGACGGAUCGCGAGAGAGAGGAGUUGCGCAAGAAUGCGUUUGCGAGCUUGGAGAAGACGAUUGCGGAUCGGAAGCAGCUUGAGAUGGCGGCAGAGCGGCUCGACGACUUGGAGGAUCUGUCACGACGGCACUGGGACGAUCCGUAUGCGCAGAAUCAGAGGCUGAGAAAGGCAUUUCGCGUCGGUCGCAAGGAGAGGGAGAAGUUGGCCGCCGCGACGGAGGAUCUUAAAGACAGGAUGGGGUUGGGGAUAGACUUGCUGCCGGAGAGGGAGGAAGAUGCGCAGAGAGCUGCGCUGGUGGACUUUGGGUCCCGGCCGGAUGAUGGGGGCGAGGAGGACAAGGCGCUCUCUAAGCCUCUAUUUGCAUCGACGACGAAGACGACGGCUUCUUCACGGGCCAAGACACAGAAACCAUCAUUGACUACGAGAGAUACCAGACUCAAGGCUGAAAAGGAAGCGUCGAGGAGAAAAGAGUCGUUUGUCGCAGACGUCAUCUCCAACACGCGAGCGGCGCAAGAUCCGUUCCUUAUGCAGUCCAACAACGACAAGCCGGCAAACAGCAGGCCAUCCCUCGGCAUCGUCAAGAAGAGGAAGCGGAUAGACGGAGAGUUGGACGACAGACCCGAAACUAAAGCUGCGAUGCCGGCCGUGGGACUGGUGCAGUAUGAUUCCGAUUGA